Triplophysa rosa is the source of this 2838-nucleotide messenger RNA. RefSeq names its product P2Y purinoceptor 2-like. Gene Ontology annotation, biological process: G protein-coupled receptor signaling pathway. Bases 86 to 1123 code for a protein of 345 amino acids. Gene Ontology annotation, molecular function: A1 adenosine receptor binding; G protein-coupled UTP receptor activity. The record is from RefSeq and is a predicted model, not a curated record. The transcript is spliced from 2 exons. Gene Ontology annotation, cellular component: plasma membrane. Lineage: Eukaryota; Metazoa; Chordata; Actinopteri; Cypriniformes; Nemacheilidae.
AGAGAGAGAGAGAAAAGGGGUGUGAAUGUAUACAGUACAACGCAUGAAGAAACAACUCUUGCAUUCUUACAUCUACCGGUAACAUAUGUCUGAGAUCAGAAUGCUCAAUUACACAAAAGCAGCUAACAACAGUGAAUUGUACAAAUGUCCAUUAGAGGAAAGUUUCAAGUACAUUCUUCUUCCGGUGAGCUACACUUUGGUGUUUGUGGUGGGUCUGGCGCUGAACAUCACCGCCAUAUAUUUCAUUCUGUUUCGAACCAGACGCUGGAAGCCCAACACCAUCUACAUGAUCAACCUCAAUGUUUGUGACACCCUUUACAUCCUCACUCUUCCCUUCCUCAUCUAUUACUACGCCGACGGGAACGACUGGCCGUUCGGAGAGCCGAUGUGUAAACUCAUCCGCUUUCUCUUCUACACGAACCUCUACGGAAGCGUUCUCUUCCUCAGCUGCAUCAGUCUGCAUCGCUUUCUGGGCGUCUGUCACCCGAUGCGCUCUUUGUCCUGGAUGAACGCUCGGCGUGCGCGAUUGAUCUCCGUGUGCAUAUGGGUGACCGUUCUUAUCUUCCAGUCGCCGGUCCUCUAUUUCUCCAGGGUGAGAGACAAUAGCGAUGAUGUGGUCUGUCAUGACACCACAAUCCAAGCGCUCUUUAAUGAUUUUCUGGUGUACAGUUCGGUGGUUAUGGUCCUGUUUUUCAUCCUACCGUUUGGGGUGGUGCUGGUCUGCAACGGCCUAAUGGUGAAGAAACUUCAAGAACCCGGAGUGGGCGAUGGACCAACAUCGCAGCGCUCCAGGCAGAAGUCGGUGAAGAUGAUCAUCAUCGUCCUUCUGGCGUUCGUGUUGUGUUUUCUUCCCUUCCACGUGAACCGCAGUAUAUACUACACCUUUCGAUACCUGGACAAGCAGGAAUACUGCGAUGGGUUGAACAAAUCUAACAUGGCCUACAAGAUCACGCGACCUCUGGUUAGUCUCAACAGCUGCAUCGACCCCAUCCUUUACUUCAUGGCGGGACAGGGCUUCAGAAACAGCUUGAACAGAAAGUCUAAAAAAAGGAGUGACAGUGUCAAAUCCCCCUCAACAUUACUCGGCACAACAAAUGACAUACAUAUGAAUUAUUUAGCAUGACAAGAUUCACAAUACACAGCAUGAAUUGUACACAUUCAUGCAUCUUUUAAGCUUGACGGUCACGUGUCUUCAUUAGUUUGCAUGGAACAAGAUUUCUGUAGAUUAGAAAAAACAUAUCUCUAUCCCAAAGCCUAACCACGAGCAUCUCUAAAAUCCUAUCCAAUAGCCCUAAACUGUUGUGAACGUAUUCCUCAAAUCUUUUUAGUUGAUUGUAAUGUUGUCCCAGCACCUCCCACCUGGAAAAACCAGGAAAGCCAGAGACACAAUUCAGAGUUCUAGAGAAAUGAGAUAUGCUGAAGGGGUUUUAUUAGUUCAAAGGUUUUUCCUCUCGUGGGCUGAGUUGUUGACUUCAGACAGGUUCUUUGCUCGAAUUCAUGUUUUGAUAGGAGGGAUUGAGGGGUAAUUUAUGGGUGCCUUCCCUAGAUGUACAAUAAAAGACCUCAGUGGGCCCCUUCCUUCACAUUCCUGCUUGUGUCCCCGACAACGGUCCUAACUCAAGGCGUAGACGAAGAUUUAUGAUAAUGAAUUGCAUGUGCAGUCAUGAUCAAACGUUUGUGUCUUGUUUUGUUACAAUAAGUUAUCCGAAAACAUUCAGCAGUCAUCAGUUUUAUCUGUUGAUCUUCAGUUUCGUCACUAGGCUUGUUGCUCACUUCAGCUGUCUUCCCUGGUAUUAUGUGCUGCACCAUGAAGUUAUUUUUUUCAGAAAGCAUCUAGUACGAAUUUAAAUGAAUGUAGUGUAUUGCUUUAUUUUACAACGAGCAACAAGCCUAGCAUUGUAACGAAACUGAAGAUCAACAUAUGAAACCAAUUUUUGGAUAACUUUAUUGUAACAAAACAAGACACAAACGAUGGCCUUACAUAUAAAACCAAAUGAUAGUAUGCAAUAAAUACUCCCCUUAAACAUACUCAAUGCUAGUUUUUGUGUGUCUCAUGAAGAGAAACUCACAUAGCCUACUGUAUGCUCGAGCACCCACAGCAUCGUCGCCUCGGGCUUCAGGUUACUGUCAGAAGGAACGUGAUUUAUUUCAAAAGGAGCUGAUCCUGUUUGAGCACAUCGCCACUGAGACAUUUUACUAUGUGUUAAAACAACCUAAAAUGCUUCCUGAUGAAAGCACUUACAUACUUGGAUGGAUGGAUGGAUUUUGGAUUCAAUUUAUUGUCAUUGCACAUGUACAAGUACAAGGCAACGAAAUGUGACCUCUGCAUUUAACCCAUCCAGAGAGUAGUGAACACACGUACCCCCGGAGCAGUGGGCAGCUAUCACUACAGCGCCCGGGGAGCAAGUAGGGGUAAGGUGCCUUGCUCAAGGGCACCUCAGUUGUUACCCGCCGGCCCUGGGAAUCGAACCGGCAACCUUCUGGUCAUGAGUCCGACUCUCUAACCAUUAGGCCACAACUGCCCCCUGCUUGUAUAGUUAUAUGCAAAUCAGGAUGCUGAAGUCAAACAAGGACAGAAAACGUCCAGAUGUAAAAAAAAGCAAUGUCAACAUGUCUGUCUUUCAUAUGUAACUAUGACGAUAUUCUGAACUUUCAAAGAAAUAUUUUGAAAGGACGCACGUGAAUGCUGUAUAAAAUUUCAUUUUACAUGAAAUGAACAUGUAAAUGUCAAUAACAAAACUGUGAUGCUAACCUUGAGUAGCCUUACAUGGCAUAUGACUGUAUAGAAUAAUAAUAAAUGAAGAAGUAAAUUUAUAAAUACACAAUGAAAGAAAUAAA